Colletotrichum truncatum is the source of this 957-nucleotide messenger RNA. RefSeq lists its product as uncharacterized. Gene Ontology annotation, molecular function: lipase activity. Lineage: Eukaryota; Fungi; Ascomycota; Sordariomycetes; Glomerellales; Glomerellaceae. The record is from RefSeq and is a predicted model, not a curated record.
AUGCCACUCAGUUUCGACAAGGAAUUCUGGAAGGCCGCUGGCCCCGUCCUCGCCAUCAGACCUCCAUCCCAAGCAAAGAACGCCUUGCAGCUGCGCGCUGGGAUCAACGCUGGCUUGGCGGCGUUCGCCAAAGGCGCGCUACCCGAAGGCAUUGUUGAGACCAAACACCAAAUCACAUCGUUCGAUGGGGAGCAAAUUGCUGUAUAUCAAUAUGCGAACGAGUUGACAGACACGAGCAACAAGCAGCCGGCUUUCGUAUAUGUUCACGGCGGCGGGAUAGUGGCAGGCGAAAUCAAGCCCUACAGCAGCCUCCUUGCGGCGAAUUGCGCCCACAACACCGGAGUCCAGAUGUUCGCGGUAGAAUAUCGCCUGGCGCCGGAGUUUCCCUACCCAACGCCUGCAGAGGAUUGCUACGCCGCAUUGAAAUGGCUCAACGAGAAUGGAGAGAAGCUCAAUAUCGACUCUUCCCGCCUUGGAUUCUAUGCGCUCAGCGGCGGCGGCGGGCUUGCAGUCGGUGCUGCGUUGAUGGCACGGGAUCGAGGUCUGUCGCCACCAUUGGCAAAGCAGAUUCUCAUAUAUCCCAUGCUUGACGACAGGACCAACAUACAACCGGAGAACCCGCUCUACAACUUCCUGACGUGGACGAAUAAAGCGAAUCAGAUCGGUUGGAAUGCCUACCUAGAAGACAAAGCCGGAACAGACGAGGUUCCCGAGUACGCCGCUCCAGCAAGAGUCACCAAUGUUGAGGGCCUUCCGAGUACAUAUAUCGAUGUUGGUGGGUUAGAUCUAUUCUGCGCCGAGUCGGUGGCGUUUGCAAGCAAGCUUGCGUCGGCAGAUGUCCAGAUGGAGAUCCACGUGUAUCCUGGGCUUCCGCACAUUUUUGACCUCUUUGCUGGGAGCAUUGAGCCGACAGAACGCGCAAAAGAGAACAGAAGAAGGGCAGCAAGGAGCCUUUAA